Anneissia japonica is the source of this 2782-nucleotide messenger RNA. RefSeq names its product LIM/homeobox protein Awh-like. The coding region runs from base 130 to 1056 and encodes 308 amino acids. NCBI's taxonomy places the organism in Eukaryota, Metazoa, Echinodermata, Crinoidea, Comatulida, Comatulidae. The transcript has 5 exons. Gene Ontology annotation, cellular component: nucleus. The record is from RefSeq and is a predicted model, not a curated record. Gene Ontology annotation, molecular function: DNA-binding transcription factor activity, RNA polymerase II-specific; RNA polymerase II transcription regulatory region sequence-specific DNA binding. Gene Ontology annotation, biological process: regulation of transcription by RNA polymerase II; neuron differentiation.
AGUUUUCAAUUGGAUAAACCCACACGACACGAAUGAUUGUGCCUGGUGGUACAGGGACGAAAUCUGUACGAUAGUUAACUCAACCACGUUCUAAGGCUUAACUUAUUCUUGCGAUCAUACAAACAACAAAUGAAGAUACGUAAUCGUAGCCCCGGUUGUAUCUUUUCAGAAAAAUUUGCUAAGGCAAAUUUAACAAGUAAAAUUGGCCCAAUGUUGGGUACUAUAGGCAACAGAAAUGUGAUUGUAAAGACUGAGCCGGGAUCUGUCGAAGAUUUUACCAGCGACGACGAAAGUAUGUCGACUGAUAGUGAUGGUUGUGUAGGGUGCGGCGAUCCAAUAUCGGACCGUUUCCUCUUAAAGGUUGGACAUCAUUCCUGGCACACGGGAUGCCUUCAUUGUUGUGUGUGUGCUUGUAGUCUAAGUGGUCAUCACAAGUGUUACUUCAAAGACGGACAGGUGUACUGCAAGAUAGACUAUGUCAGGGAAUUCGGGACAAAGUGUGCACGGUGUAAACGAGGUAUACAAUCUAGUGACUGGGUCCGGCGAGCCAAACAUUACGUGUUCCACCUGGCCUGCUUUGCCUGUGACAACUGCAAACGCCAACUUUCGACGGGAGAAGAGUUUGCCAUGAUGGACAACAGGGUCCUUUGCAAAGCACACUAUAUGGAAACCGUCGAGUUGUCGAUGAAAGGCGGGUCUGGGAGUGAUGGAGAUAGCUCAUACGAUUCGUCAUCUGGUCAAUCAAGGAUGCUCCACCGACCAAAGCGCAUCCGUACGACGUUCUCAGAGGAGCAGUUGGAGGUGCUGCAGGCAAAUUUCCAAGUGGACAGCAAUCCUGACGGCCAGGACCUGGAACGGAUCGCCACAAUCACUGGUCUAAGCAAGCGAGUAACCCAAGUCUGGUUUCAAAACUCGAGAGCGCGCCAAAAGAAAUAUCAAUCCCGCGGCGGGCACAACGAAGGAUCGCCUCCAAGUCCUCCACAAUCUCCGUGUGUUAAGUGCGGGCAUACAUACUGCGCCUGUACUCACGUAAUGCUUUGUUCUCCAAAAUCGUAACGUCUUUUAUGUCGUCAAACGAAACCGUUAACUUGAAAAAACAGCAACUAUUUACAGAAUACACGACGAUCCUGGUGCUCAACGUAUAUUUUAUAAUUAUUUAUGCGUUUCUUAGAAUUUAUUGAAUAUUCGAAGUGAUCAGAAAGAUACCAUGCCAUGUUAAUUAAAUAAGGUUUAUCUUGUAUUUAAGGUUAUAAAUGUAUAAUCCUACAAGAAAAUAUUAAUUAAUUCAUUAGGGUAUUUAUUAAUUUAUUCAUCUAUCUAUUUAUUCAAAGAAGGUUUUCAUUGGCUUCAUUCAGUACAAUUGUUCGAUCUUCCAUAAGUCCCACUUUUACACAAAGAAUGAACAUGUAGGCCAACAGAUCAUUUUGUCCGAACAAAUGUACUUACAGGUUAUUGCCUGUGUGUGAUCGAAAUAUGUAGUCAUGUGUAGUAAAUUUCGGAGCAAAAACAUGCACCCUGGUAAAGGAGGAUCAACUGUAUUCUAAGUUCUGAGUGAUAUGUAUAACAUUGUAUAAUUAAGGGAUUUUCAUGACCGGUUACUUUGAUAUUUCGAAACAUGUUUAAAGAUAAGAUAUAUGUAUUCAUUUUUAAUUUAUUUAGUUUUUCUGUAUUUGUCUCUUUGGUAGAGCUGGACAAAAUUAUUUUAAAAUAUAUAUGUGCAAUAAAAAUAGGAUUUUUUCGAUUAAAUACAGAAAACCGUUACCAAAUAUAUUAUAAUAUUCAUGCAACCGACUGGAUAUUAACAAUCUUUGUUUGCAAAUGGUCAUGAAUGUGUUGUUCCCUAUCCUUAAUUAUGCAUGCAGCAAUGAAGUACAGUAUAUACACAUGUUACAUAACAUAAAUAGUAUUCCUGUAUUUAUGUUACUAUUACUGGUUUCUACGCAUGUGUUUGAAUGGAGUUUGUGUAUGCCUAUAUUUUUUUUCCUAAAUUUCCGUUCCUUAAUGCUUAAUUUUUAUAAAAAAAUUCUCAUGUCAUUUUCCAUUUUGUUCAUUUUUUAAUUUCUAUUUUUAUUUACUAUUUAUUUUUAUUAUUGCUAUUUCUCACUUAAAUGCUACCAACCAUAUGGUACAGAAAACAACUCAAAAAUGCUUUUGUUUCGUUACUAAUAAUAUUAUUAUUAGUUACUAUUCAUGAUAUUAUUAUUAUUAUUACUAAUAUUCAUAUUAUUAUUAAUAGUUUUUAGGCUUAUUACUUUUGGUAAUAUUUUUGUUCAUUGUUUUUUUUUUUUUUUAAUAUUUAUAUAGUUAUUUUUUAAUAAUACUAAUAAGAAGUAUUAUUAUUAAAUACACAAAAUAUUUUAAGAUAUUUCUUCCCUGGAUUUUUGGUGGAUCUCAUAAGUGUUAAGUGUGACACCUAUUAAUGUUCAGGCUGUGUAGUAUGGAACGCCAUACACGCUCGAUAACGUUUUUGACAUCCUAGUUUUAAACUAAAGAACAAAUCUUAUCUUACUUUUUCGGCACUCAAGAUUAUCAUUGGGAAAAAGUUUCGAAUAUGCAAUCAACUGUUGGAAACAGCUUGAUGCGAAUUAAUAUAUUAAGAUUAGUCAUAGAUUGUGUAAAUAGAUAUUACGAUAUAAUAGAUACUGUACGAAAAUUAUAUUGGUGGCCAUAGGCCACACGUAUGUAAGUAAAUAUUGUUUUGUAUAAUGUUGGUGUGUAUUAUUGUUAUUAGUAGGCUUGCGCUGAAUAAAUGUUGAAAGACGUUUCCUUAUUGAACUCAUGA